CGCCCCGCCACGCUGAGUGGGCCCCGCGGCGCGGAGCGGCGGGGCGGGACACGGCGGCCGAGCCCGGCGAGACAGCGGCGGAAAGUGCCACGACUCCACACGUCUGCAGCAGCGAGGAGGGACCGCGACCCGGCACGGGCACAGAAGAAUAAGGCAGGAUGGAUGUGUAUGACCCUCAGACGCUGGGUGUUGUGGUCUUCGGAGGUUUUAUGGUGAUAUCAGCCAUUGGGAUCUUCCUGGUGUCCACCUUCUCCAUGAAGGAGACAUCUUAUGAGGAAGCCUUGGCCAAGCAACGCAAAGAGCUUGAGAAGACCCAGCAGCAGAAAAUGGAGAAAAAGAAAAAAGAGAAAUCUGUUGAGAAGAAAGGAAAAGCAAAGAAAAAGGAAGAGAAACCUAAUGGAAAGAUCCCAGAGCAGCAGAUGACUCAGGAAGUGACAGACCCUCCCAAGGAUGUGGUUCUUGAAGCUGCUGUGGUGCCUGAGCCUUUAACAGUGGAGUUUCCAAUUGCAGCAGUGUCAGUUGUUCCCCAGGAAAAGGAGAAACCUGUUCUGUCACCUAAGGAGAAGAGGAAGAAGGAGAAGAAGGUGGCAAAGGUAGAGCCUGCUUCUAGCCUGAUGUUGGCUUCACCUCCUGUCAGUGUCCCCAGAAGUUCUCCUGUCCUGGAGGUGGCCCCUAAGGAGGUGCCUGUUGUGGCUGUGCCACCAGUUGGCACACAGCAAAGUGCUCCUGUCAACCCUGUCACCAUCAAGAAAACCGAUGCUCUUCUGACCCAUGAGGAGCAGAAGCAUGAUGGACCUGUCAAGAAGAAGGCUGCAUCCAAGAAGAAGAGUGAGCCAGCAGUCCCAACCCCUCCUCUCUCCUCCCUAGCACCUACGGAUUCAGAUGGGCCCCUCUACCUGCCCUACAAGACACUCAUGUCCACUGUCAGCAGCAUGGUGUUCAGUGAGGGUGAGGCCCAGCAGCUCAUCGAGAUCUUGACGGAGAAAAUGGGCAUCAUGGACACCUGGCACACGGCUACUCAGAAGGGUGACCCGGUUGCUAUCCUGAAACGCCAGCUGGAAGAGAAGGAGAAGCAGCUCUCAGCCGAGCAGGAGGAUGCAGCUGCUGCCAGAAACAAGCUGCGGGAGCUGAGCAAGGACCUGGCAGCCGAGCGGGCCAAGGCGGCAGCUGCAGAGGGCAAGCUGAAGGAGCAGCUGCUGGCCCGUGAGCAGGAGAUCGUGGCAGUGCAGGCACGCAUGCAGGCCAGCUACCAGGACCAUGUCAGCGAAACGCAGCAACUCCAGGUCAAGAUCCGGACCCUGCAGGAACAACUGGAGAAUGGCCCCAACACACAGCUGGCUCGCCUGCAGCAGGAGAACUCCAUCCUGAGGGACGCCCUCAACCAGGCCACCAGCCAAAUGGAAAGCAAGCAAAAUGCUGAGCUGGCCAAGUUACGGCAGGAAUGCAACAAGCUGAUGAGAGAGCUGUCUGAGAAAUCAGAGGUGCUGCAGCAAGAGGAGCAGCAGAGGAAGAGCUGGGAGAUCAAAGCGGCAGCUUUGGAGAAGCAGAACAAACAGCUGCAGGCUUCCCAACAGGAGGUGGAGGUGAUGCUGCAGAAGAGGCUGGAUGAAGUCAGUGAUGAGCUCCACAAAACCCAGACCAGCUACAAAAGCUUGUUAGCAGACACAGAAAAGGCCAAAGGACAGCAGCAGAGCAUUGCUGAGCUGCAGGCCAAGCUGCUGAGCUCCGAAGCAGAGGUUAAAAGUAAGUUGCUGGAGUUGGACAAUGUGAAAGGGAAACUGCAGGAUGCCAGUUUGGACAAUACGAAGCUUCUGGAGAGGAUCAAGUCCAUUGAAGCUCUGCUGGAGGCAGGCCAGAUGAGUGGGGCAGAAAAAGACAGAGACUUGCAGGCAGCCAAUGAAGCAGAAAUGAAGCAGCUGCGGUCAAGACUCCAGGAGAACACAAACCAGCUCUCAUCUUUGGAAAGGGAAGCCACAGAGCUGCGAGAGGCAGUAGAGCAACAAAAGAUGAAAAACAAUGACCUUCGCGAAAAGAACUGGAAAGCAAUGGAAGCGUUGACCAUGGUGGAGAAGGUGUGCGAGGAAAAACUACUUGCUGCUACAAAAGCAAAGGAAGAGCUGGCCCAACAGCUGAAUGCAUUCCAGACACGAACUAAGCAGACUCUGCUCUCUGCCCUUCCUGGAGUCACUGUGUCCUUACAGCAGGAUUAUGAUACAUGGCUACAAGAGUUUAAGGAGAAGACUAUGAGUGUGCUAAAGCAGCAAGUGAUUACAACAGAGCCCCUGGAUUCAGCUCUUAAAUUGAAAGAGGCAGUGGAAACACAAACCACUUUACAAGCAGAAUGUGAGCAGUAUAGAACUAUCCUCGCAGAGACAGAAAGGAUGCUGCGAAACCUGCAAAAGAGUGUGGAGGAGGAGGAGAAGGUCUGGAAAGCAAAGCUCACAGCCUCUGAAGAGGAGCUCCAAAAGUCACACUUCCAGCUGAAAUCCCUUGAAGCCAUGGUGGAGAAGUUGAAAGCAGAUCUGCAGAACACAGAUCAGCUAAAGGAAUACACCUCUCUUCUGGAAAUGCAACUGGAAAAUCACUUGCAGACAGCCAGCUCUGAACGUCAAAACUACACAAAAGAAGUUGAAGUUUUGAGGCAGCUCUUAUCAGAGUCCCAGGAGCAGCUGGAGGCAGCAAAGACUGAAACGCAGAAGCAGAGCAAGGAGCUGGCACUGGUCAGGCAGCACUUGAGUGAGAUGAAGAGCCAUGUACAGGAUGGAGAGGUAGUGAGGUUACAAGCUGACCCAAGCGAGCCUGCACCCCUCAAGGUUAGGAUGGUGAGACCACUGCCUGUGGAGGCACUGACCCUUAAGCAUCCUGUCUCACCAUCUCUAACUGCAUGGAGAACUGCACAUGGCUUUACUUGGGGCUGUCGUGGCUGUGUUGUCUCCUGUACCAUGUGUUGGGGAAAAGCUAGCCCCCUAUCCCUUCAAACAUGUGUCUUGUUCCCAUUGGGAACAUACCACCAACUGGCUUUCACCAGGUUGUUCCCCUUGGGAGCCCUCCAUCAUGGCAUCAGGCUGGCAAGAUUUGAGGGGGAUGCAGGCAGGGCAUGCUGCAAGCCCUUGGGCCAGCAUUACCAUGUGACAAUGCCCUGUUGGGUUUGGGGUUUGGGUCUCCUUGGAGGAAGGGGAUACCCCAACAAAGUUGUACCAGGAUCCCUUCCAAGCUGGUGAGGAUUACGAUUACAGAGGCUCCAUAAAUUGCUGGAGCUGGGCUGAGGGUAUUAGCAGUGGCUGUUCCCUUUCAGGCUGACACCUCUUGCCAGUAGCAGUGCUGCCACAAGUUGGGCUCUGUCUUUCUCCUUUAAUCCUGUUAACUGUGAAGUCUCCUCCCAGGCAUGGGGACCUGCCAGGCACAUCCUUCCCUAUGGGGUGCCUCUCAUCCCAUGUCCCAGCUGACGCUGCCUGAGGAGCAAGCAAAAUUUGGCACUGCAAAGCCAAGCCCCAGGCAUCAGUAUCCUCCCAGCUCUUGUGCUGAGGAGGGAUGCUGGUACCUAUUGCCCUUUGAUGUCCUAGGGAAAGCUUCCACUUUUAUUUCUUCUGUCUAAGCCCAGCUUUCUUGGUGAUGUCCCUGCUAGCUCAUUUCUUGAGUAAUUUUUAAAUUUUAUU
This is a messenger RNA of Pseudopipra pipra, 3656 nucleotides long. It is a transcript of the gene RRBP1, whose product is annotated as ribosome binding protein 1. Gene Ontology annotation, cellular component: endoplasmic reticulum membrane. The transcript has 20 exons. The coding region runs from base 159 to 3221 and encodes 1020 amino acids. Lineage: Eukaryota; Metazoa; Chordata; Aves; Passeriformes; Pipridae. Gene Ontology annotation, biological process: protein transport. The record is from RefSeq and is a predicted model, not a curated record.